Pseudophryne corroboree (corroboree frog) is the source of this 1241-nucleotide messenger RNA. It is a transcript of the gene SDHD, whose product is annotated as succinate dehydrogenase complex subunit D. Gene Ontology annotation, molecular function: heme binding; ubiquinone binding; succinate dehydrogenase (quinone) activity. The record is from RefSeq and is a predicted model, not a curated record. NCBI's taxonomy places the organism in Eukaryota, Metazoa, Chordata, Amphibia, Anura, Myobatrachidae. The transcript is spliced from 4 exons. Bases 114 to 572 code for a protein of 152 amino acids. Gene Ontology annotation, cellular component: mitochondrial envelope; membrane. Gene Ontology annotation, biological process: tricarboxylic acid cycle; mitochondrial electron transport, succinate to ubiquinone.
CAGUGCACGCGCUGGUCGGACGGGACUGUCUGGCGGCGUACCCUUCAGCUCUAUCGUAAGCGGCCUGUAUCACUUCCCAGUCACAGGGUCACCUUGGUUGGGGAUUGGGCAAGAUGGCGGCUCUGAUGAGAGUGGGCGCUCUGUGCAGGGGAAGCAGAGCUUUUGCCUUUGGUAAACCUUUCCUGAUAAGACCAGCUGCGAUUUUACCACAAGAUCGCCCCUCAUUGCAAGCUUUCCCAAUCCAUGUUUCCCCAAAUCGACACGGAUCUAAAGCCGCCUCCCUACACUGGACAAGUGAGAGAGCAUUAAGUGUGGUUCUGCUAGGCCUUAUACCCGCAGCUUACAUGUAUCCUGGAGGUGCUAUGGACUACUCGCUGGCUGCAGCCCUCACCCUACAUGGGCACUGGGGUUUUGGGCAAGUGGUGACGGACUACGUUCAUGGAGACUCGAAGGUCAAACUGGCCAACUUUGGACUGCUCGCGCUUUCGUCCUUGACAUUUGCCGGCCUGUGUUACUUCAACUACAAUGAUGUCGGCAUCUGCAAAGCAGUCGCCAUGCUUUGGAGUCUGUAAUUGAUCAGCAGAUGAAUGUAUAUCAUCACUAUUGUUUUAUACAGUAGAGGGAUAAUACAGUGGACAGCAACAGUAACCGCUUGACAUACGCUGGAGAUUCUUCUUUGCAGGUUACAGUACAUUUAAUUGUUUCAUGGUUGGACUGGAGUAAUGUGAUUUCCACAGAGAACACCUCCACUCACCAUUGCAUAUACACAUCUAAGAAGGCUAAGUCAUGCCACAAAAGUGGUUAAGUUAUGGGUGGCUACUUUAUCCUAUAGCUACAGUCUGUAGAUUGAAGAGCAUGAACUGGAUCUAUAAAUUACCGUUCCAAUUUCUGUUCAUUGUAAGAGAACCUCAACAUAUAUUUCAUGCAGAUUUUGUAUAUAAUUUGGCAGUGGACGAGUGAAGUCAGAUUUUCUUCUGGCUCAAGUGUUACCGUCACAAACAAGAUGGUCCGGCUAGUAAAACAAUAAAAGACAGGAUUUGCCAAUCUGAUCAAUUUAAUCCAACAUAAAUGUGUGUCUUCCAGAUGGUAAAGACACCAGUACAUUGCACUGUCUGCAACUGUACUUUAAUAAUUAUUGCAUUGAAGAAACUUGUUAAAACAGUUAAGAGUUUAUUUUCAAUGUUAAUCGUGUUUGGAAGACAUCACUUAAUGCUUGAAUAAAGAAUAAGAGCUACUUGCAA